AUGGCGCCCCCUAAGGACGACAGGAACAGCUCCGAAGAGAGCGACGACGAAUCGGAGGAGAUAGAAGAAGAGGAGGAGGGGCAGGACCGUCCCGCCACGACUGUGCAUGGCCGGGGCGGCGGUAAAGGCUCCCGGCCGCUGGUUCCGCCGACGGCGACGGAGAGCCGCAAGCGGCUGUUCGAGCUGCUGGAGCGGCGCAUCGGCGGUGUAACGGCCGCGAUGGACGGCGGCGCCGGCAGCGGCAGCAACAGCAGCCGUCGGAUGAUGUACGGCGAGCUGCCCAUAAAAAACGCCGCCAAGAAGGCCAAAUUGCUGACGGACCUCAAGUCGCAAUUCGACGACUGGCACAGCCGCCUCAGGUCGAACUUUUCCGUACUGUUGUACGGGUUUGGAUCUAAGCGGGGCCUGCUUGACGAGUUUGCUCGGCUGCUGGCGGGGCCCAGGAACAGGGGCGACGCGGCUGUGUUGGUGUUUCACGGCUACAACCCCCGCUGCACGGCUCGGGAGGUGGUGGGGGGAGUGGCGGCGGCGCUCAUGCAAAGAACUUACAGGGGCCUCGGGGGAGGGGGAGGGGGAGGGGGCAGCGCCGCCGCCGCCGCCACCACCACCGCGAUGGCCGGGCCUGCCGCCACCGGCGGCGGAGGCGGCGCGCCUGCCGUACUUCGAGCCCUCGUAGAGGACAUCCGUGGGGAGCCUCUGAACCGACAUGCGUUCGUUGUGAUUCACAAUAUUGACGGACCUGGUCUACGGGGGGACGUGUCGCUACUGAGUGCCUUGGCGGCUUGCCCGCAGGUCCACGUCAUCGCGUCCAUUGACCACGCGCUGGCGCCCCUGCUGUGGGAUUCCGCAGAUGCCGCCCGAUUCAGAUGGCAGCACAUCAACGCCACCACCUUCCAGCCGUACCUCGCGGAAAUCAGCGGCGCACAGUCCGUGCUUAUGAGCGCCUUUAAGUCGGGUGUGGUGACGGCGGGUGCGGGCACGGUGCUCCGGAGCCUAGUGCUGGGCGCCCAGGAGGUGUUCAAGGUGCUAGCAGAGCACCUGCUGGAGGACGAGGAGUGCGAGGGAGUGGCGUUUGCGCACCUGUGCAGGAUGUGUCGCGAGCGCUACCUGGUUCGUGACGAGCGGGUUCUCCGUCAGCAUCUGGUGGAGUUCGUUGACCACCAGUUGGUUCGGUUGCGACCCGCCUCUGACGAUAGCGGGGAGCUGCUGACCAUACCCAUGACCCGGACAGACAUACAGGCGGUGUUGGAGGACCUCAGGGCGGCGAGAGGGGAGUGA
This is a messenger RNA of Volvox carteri f. nagariensis, 1278 nucleotides long. RefSeq names its product origin recognition complex subunit 2 (gene orc2). The record is from RefSeq and is a predicted model, not a curated record. The transcript is spliced from 10 exons. Gene Ontology annotation, cellular component: nucleus; nuclear origin of replication recognition complex. Gene Ontology annotation, molecular function: DNA replication origin binding. The coding region runs from base 1 to 1278 and encodes 425 amino acids. Gene Ontology annotation, biological process: DNA replication. NCBI's taxonomy places the organism in Eukaryota, Viridiplantae, Chlorophyta, Chlorophyceae, Chlamydomonadales, Volvocaceae.